AUGUCUCUCUCCAUCUACGACGCCACCAUCGGCACCAGCACCCGGGCCGUGCUCACGCUACUCGACCUCGUCAAGCUGGCCCAGGCCCACCCCAAGGGCGAGGCCCUCGCCUCGGCCCGCCUGGCCGACGACAUGCUCCCGUUCACCACCCAGAUCAUCAUCGUCACCAACUUCGCCAAGAAGUACGUUGAGCGCCUCGCUCGCCGCGAGCUGCCCGUGUGGGAGGACAACGAGACGACGCUGGAGCAGUGCGUCGCCCGCAUCGAGAAGACGCUCGAUCUGCUCAAGACCGUGUCGCGCGAGGACGUCGAGGGCGCGGCGGUCAACGAGGUCAACAUCAAGAUGGGCAAGGCCGGCAACGCGGAUGUCACGACGAAGCAGUAUGUGCUGGAUUAUGCUUUCCCCAACAUCUAUUUCCACCUCACGACCGCGUACGAUAUUCUGCGCAAGGAGGGCCUGGAGCUUGGAAAGGCUGUGUACAUCCAGCAGUUUGUUAGCGAGUGGAACUUUAAGCAGUAG
Dichotomopilus funicola is the source of this 519-nucleotide messenger RNA. RefSeq lists its product as uncharacterized. The transcript has a single exon. Lineage: Eukaryota; Fungi; Ascomycota; Sordariomycetes; Sordariales; Chaetomiaceae. The coding region runs from base 1 to 519 and encodes 172 amino acids. The record is from RefSeq and is a predicted model, not a curated record.